This is a messenger RNA of Necator americanus (New World hookworm), 786 nucleotides long. RefSeq lists its product as uncharacterized. The coding region runs from base 1 to 786 and encodes 261 amino acids. The transcript is spliced from 8 exons. Gene Ontology annotation, molecular function: phosphatase activity. NCBI's taxonomy places the organism in Eukaryota, Metazoa, Nematoda, Chromadorea, Rhabditida, Ancylostomatidae. The record is from RefSeq and is a predicted model, not a curated record.
AUGCUUACGAAAGGAAUGAAGUGCUUGUUCCUGGCAGCGAGAGUGCCCUUUUCGAAGAUUUUACUCACCCCAACACAGGCACGAUUUCUAUCCCAGAAAGCGACUGUUACUCACGUAAUCUUCGAUUUCGAUGGGCUUCUUGUUGAUACAGAAUCGUGCUACACAAUCGCUAAUCAAACAAUGUUACGGAAGUUUGGUCGCGAAUUUACUCAAGAACUCAAUGCAAAGAUUAUGGGAAUGAAAGAGGAUGAGGCAUUCCCUAUACUCUUGAAAGCGGUUGGCAUCGAAGAUAAAAUUACGCCGAAAGAAUACGUUGCACAAUAUGAUGUUAUUUUGGCGGAUAUGUUCCUUAAGUGUAAAGCAAUGCCAGGUGCUGAAAGGCUUGUGCGACAUUUGUCUAAAAAAGGAGUCCCAACUGCAAUGUGUUCGGGAUCUCGUAGUGAGACGUUCGGACCACGGCGCGAACCACAUAAAGAAUGGCUAGAUCUGAUAACACUUAAGGUGUUUUGUGGUAGUGAGCCACAAAUUAAGAGGGGAAAACCACACCCUGAACCGUUUUUGACUACAAUGAAUAGAUUUUCUGUGAAACCUAGCGAUCCAUCAAAAGUAUUGGUAUUCGAGGAUGCCCCAAAUGGUGGACGAGCGGCGAAAGCGGCUGGCAUGAAGUGUGUAAUGGUCCCCAAUGAACGAUUCCGCCAAGAAGCAAUGAGUGUCGGUGUUACCCAAGUGCUGCACACUCUGGAAGAAUUUCGACCGGAAGAAUACGGACUUCCUCGCUUCGACUAG